Thunnus maccoyii (southern bluefin tuna) is the source of this 9277-nucleotide messenger RNA. It is a transcript of the gene phlpp2, whose product is annotated as PH domain and leucine rich repeat protein phosphatase 2. The transcript is spliced from 19 exons. Bases 172 to 4476 code for a protein of 1434 amino acids. The record is from RefSeq and is a predicted model, not a curated record. Lineage: Eukaryota; Metazoa; Chordata; Actinopteri; Scombriformes; Scombridae. Gene Ontology annotation, molecular function: protein binding.
UUUAUUGAUCAGCUGUCCUGCAGGCCUGUCUGACAGGCAGCAGUCAGAUUCAGUCUGGAUAUGGCGUCGCUGCACCGACACAGGAGGAAUUUUUACCUCUCCGUGGGAAUUUCCCAGUCGCGUACCAGGACGGCACUUCUUGGUUUUUGUCGCUGUUAAUAUAGACCAUACAUGGCGAUGGAGGACGAGGAUAAUAAUACAGCGGUCGUGGCGACUAACACCCAAACGGGCAUCAAGAAAGGAGAUAACGGGGCUUGCAUAGACAGGCAGCCGGACACGGUGGUCCACCGAGCGGGGCUGAAUCAGACUGCAGGUCGCGGUAGCCGCAGUGGUCCCGGAGCUCAUGCUACAACGGGGAUACGAGUGCUAAAGCGCAAUAUGAAGCGAAAUGGGAGUCGUGGCUGCGUGACAAGAAAGACCAGAUUUGGAUCACGAGAGCGGGACUGGCUCAAGGGGGACACCCAGCGGGGCUGUGUGUGUCUGUAUGGGGGGACAGUAGACCCCCAGUUACCUGCCUCUGGCCCCCAGGCCACCUCCACCCCUCAGACAGACUUGCAGUUGGUGCUCUGCUCCACCAGCACCACCGUGGAAGAGCUGUGUGCCCAGAGGGAUGGAAAGGGACUCUAUGCUCAGCUGCAUGGAGACCUAGUCAGGAGGCUGGACCCCACUGAGCGACCUCUCCAGAUGGUGUAUGACUAUCUGGCAGCUAUGGGCUAUGCAGACCCUGUGCGAGUGCAGCAAGAGGCAGCCAACUCAGACCUCAGCUGCUUGAUCCGCUUCUACAGUGAACGUCCAGGGAACGCGGACCAGCAGGAACGGACCCUGCUGACAGGCGUAUUUAGCGUCAGGAAAGGCAAGACGCAGCUGCACAAGUGGGCGGAGCGGCAGGUCAUUCUGUGCGGCACCUGUCUAAUCGUGGCCUCCGUCAAAGACAGCCUGACUGGGAAGAUGCACAUCCUGCCUCUGGUGGGGGGAAAGGUGGAGGAGGUGAAGCGGAGGCAACACUGUCUGAUGUUCAGCUCAGCCGGAUCACAGGCCCAGACAUACUUUGUCAACUUUGACACACUCGCGGACUACCAGCGAUGGCAUCGGCAGGCAUCAAAAGUGGUGUCUCAGACAGUGAGCCUGGUGGACCUGUCCUGCUACAGUCUGGAAACGGUGCCAGAAUAUCUGUUUUACAGCCAGGAUAUCACUCACCUCAACCUGCGACACAACUUCAUGAGCCUACAGGGGCCUGGAGGCCUGCUCCACCUCCCCAGGUUUUCCCAGCUGAAGAGCUUGAACUUGUCUCACAAUCGUCUGGGUGUGUUCCCUGAAUGUAUGUGUGAGAUUCUCACUCUGACUGAGCUCAACCUCUCCUGUAAUAGUCUCCACACCGUCCCCGUGCAGAUCGGCAAUCUUCAAAGCCUGCAGACGCUGUCUUUGGAUGGAAACCACCUCAGCUCCCUGCCUGAGGAGCUGGGUGGCCUGUCCCAGCUCAACAGUCUAGGGCUCUCCUUCAACAACUUCACUCACAUCCCUGCUGUGCUGGAGAGAUUGAGUGCAUUGGACAAGCUGGCCAUGGCUGGAAACAGAGUGGAGAGUCUGGAGUUGUGUACUCUGGCCAGAAUGAGCCAUCUGAAAAACAUCGACCUCCGGCUGAAUGGGCUUCGCUGUGUGAAGAGUGAGACUCGAGAGGCAGUGAACCAGGUGACCCAGCUGGACUUAAGGGACAAUUGCUUGGACACACUGGACCUGAGCUGCAUCUGCAACCUGGAGACUCUUCACUGCCAGCGCAACCAGCUGGGGUCACUCACAGUCAGCGGUUUCACACUGCGCAUGCUUCACGCCAGCAGCAACCGCCUUACUACAGUCAACAUCUAUCCAGUCCCUAACCAGCUGACACACAUGGACUUAUCACAGAACCUUUUGGAGUACCUUCCGGACUGGGUGUGUGACUGCAGAAAGAUUGAGAUGCUGGACGUGACGCACAACCUCCUGUCUGAGCUUCCCUCCAGACUGCUCAACAGCUUGAGUUUGAGAAAGCUGCUGGCAGGGAACAAUCAUUUGCAGAGAGUGCCUGACCUACUUGACCACGUCCCUCUGGAAGCCCUAGACCUCCAGCACAACAAGCUAGUCGAGCUGCCUGAGAGUCUCUUUUACAAGGCCUUAAACCUAAAAUACUUAAAUGUGUCAGCCAAUGCCCUGGAAAGUAUUCCUCCCAGCAGCCAAUCAGAGGAGAGCCUCAGCACACUGCAGGAGCUUUACCUGACGAGGAACAACCUAAAUGAGAACUGUGGUGCUCUGUUGGUGGGACACCAGAACCUGCGGGUGCUUCACAUCGCCUACAACCAGCUGCUCUCCUUUCCCGCCAGUAAACUGAGUAAGCUAGAACUGCUGGAGGAGCUUAAUCUAAGUGGGAACAAGCUUAAGACUAUCCCCUCCACUGUGUCCAGCUGUAAGAGACUGCAUACCCUCAUAGCACACUCCAACCACAUUACUGUCUUCCCAGAGAUCCUCAAUCUGCCCGAGAUCAAGCUCGUAGAUCUAAGCUGUAAUGAGCUGACUGAGAUCCAGCUGCCAGACUCGCUGCCUGCCACUUUGCAAGAGCUGGACCUGACAGGCAACAACAGCCUGAUGCUAGAACACAAAACUCUCAACCUCUUCAGUCACAUCACCACCCUUAAAUUAGACCAGAAAUCCACCACGUCAGCAGGAGACUCCCUGAGCACCUCUACUCCAUGGAACCACAGUUACUCUGAAAUGAGCGGCCAAAGGAACAAGUUGUGUGUGUCUGUGCUGGCCGUAGACCGGUUUGGAGACAGCAUGGAAGCGUGUUACGGUAUCUUUGAUGGAGACCGCAAUGAGGAGGUGCCCCGGCUGCUGCAGUGCACCAUGGGAGAUGUGCUGUGUGAGGAAGUGCAGCACUCUAGUAUUGACAAUGUGUAUAUGAGCAACACUUUCCUAACAUCACACAGGAAACUAGGUAUGGCUGGACAGAAACUGGGUGCCUCUGCCUUGCUGUGUUAUAUCCACCAUGAGCCCUCAGAGCCUGGAGGCUACCUGAGCCUCACUGUGGCCAACGUGGGUACCUGCCAGGCAGUGCUAUGCCGGAACAGCCGACCUGUACCUCUCUCUAAAGUUUACAGCUUGGAGAACUGCACUGAGGAGAUGGAGAGAGUUAAACUUAGUAAAGCCAUUAUUACCGAGGAUAACAAAGUAAGUGGAGUGACAUGCUGCUCUCGCCUGCUGGGCUGCUCUUAUCUGUCUCCCUGGGUGCUUCCAAAGCCCUGGGUCCACACUGAGCCCCUCUGUUCCCAGGAUGAGUUCUUGAUCUUGGGGAAUCGAGCGCUGUUUGAACGGGUCUCCUACCAGGAGGCUGUGUGCACUGUGCAGGCUGUGCGGGAUCCACGCGCCGCAGCUAAGAAGCUUUGCUCACUCGCCCAGAGCUACGGCUGCAAGGACAACAUCGGGGCUUUGGUGGUGUCCCUGCACAUUAGUGAGGACAGCUGUACCUGUGAUCCGCCGGUCUCCACCACUGAAACCCGGGGUCCUCUCCCAGCGCCUUUGCCUGUGUCUGUGACCCCAGGCUCCAAUGACACAGCCAUGCUGUCAUCCAGUAGUGGUAUUGUCUCUGAGUUCAACAGUGAGACAUCAGCGUCAGAGGUAGGCAGCGAGGCGGGGUCCACUGCCUCUGACGAGCACCCAUCGUCGGGACCUGGCUCUCGCCCAGAGAGACGGUGUAGCGUGCACCCCGCUACUGCACUGUGUGGGAUCAUGGUGCCAGGCUCAGCUGGGCCAGGAACCCACCCAGGUCUGUUCCAGCGGCAGCCCUCCUGUGCCACGUUCUCAAGCAACCAGUCUGACAACGGCUUGGACAGUGAUGAUGAAGCACCACUCGAGGGUGUGAUCUCCAAUGGCAGCAAGUUAGAAGUGGAGGUAGACAUUCACUGCUGUGCUUUCCAGCUACGGUCAGGGGCCCCUGAGAGCCCCAAAGACCUGGAUCUUGAAAAGCGAGGCUCUGACUAUCCCAACGGCAAAAUGCGCAGGCAGAACACCGUGGUGGUAUCUGCGACAAACGGCUGCCUGCUGGCUGUUUGUGGGAGAGAGAUUGCCGAUCUUAAGAAGUCACCUUCCACAUCUAGCCUGUUUGGAAAGAAGCUGUGCAAUGGCUCUGUGGUGGCCCCUGAGGAUAGUCAUAAUCUCAUUGAGGUGGCCCUGGAGGCUCCCAAGAAGAAAUCUGGCUACUUCACUGCCCCAGCACAGCAGGACCCCGAGGACCAGCUGAUUGUGCCUCCUUGUCUGGAGCAGGAAGUCAGGGAGCAGCUAAGAGGCCAGAGCCCUCUAGUCUCAGGCCCCUGCGCACCAUCCACACCCCCUUCCUUAAAAGACCCGGUGUGGGAUCAUCCACACCCUCCUGCCUUUGCCCCCAACCUGGUCCCAGGUCCAGGGCCGACUCCCAUCUUACAGCAGGAAGUCUACGAUACUGCCCUCUAGAAGGGUGACACAGCAUAUUGCCAUGUGGCUGCAAUUCUGUGAUCGUGCCAUUCCAGGGAGGUAGAGGAGAUUUUUCUCAUACAUGUGGGAUAUUCCAAUUCAAGUUGCCAUUCAGAUCUUUUGUGAAGACAAGACAAACAUCUGGGACAUUGAUAGUCACAAGGUGAUGCUGUGCCAUUAAUGUGAGAGUAAAAAAAAGGGUUUAUGUGCAACAAUUUGGGUAUCCAAGAAAAGAAGGCAACCAAGAUCCCAGAUCAUGACAUAAUGUGAAAAGGAAAGCUGACUAUCAUAGACCAAAACAAGCCUGACCUGAAAUGGGAUACCUCAUGUGUUUAAACAUGUCAGCAACAUUUCCCUUUACUUGGAAAGUCAAGCAAUCUAGAUGGUGUGUGCGGGAUCGUCUUCAGUGAGGUCAAAUCUCCUCUCCAGGGGCUCCAUGGUCUCUCAGGUCCUGGAGAGAAGCCCUGUGACUGAAACUUGAAAAAGUGCCUACUGCAGAUAGCCUGGUGCUCCCGUACACCCUGGCUGUGUUUGAGGAUAGAGUUCAUUGUUUAAAUUUGGAGGAGGGACAGUGUCUCCAAGAGACCAACACUGGCACAGCUACUGCUACCCUCCUCCUCCUGUGGCUUAUAAAAGGAAAAUCCAACAAUAUAAAUGCUAGUAAGUCACAUAGGACUAAAAUAUGUGAAGACAAAAUAAUUUACAUUGCCAGAAAACUUAUGCUUGGGUUUUAUUUUAUUAACAUUCCCACUUAAUGUGUAUAGAAUCUCCUCUAUAGAAUAAAUAAAUUCUAUAAAGCAUAACACACACUCACAACUAGCAGGUUUGACCUGGUGUGCUUGAGCUUAUGACAUCAAGAUUGAAAAAUAUUGCUAUUUAGAUCAAUGCACUUUGAAUAGCUGUCAAAAAUAACAAUAUCAAAGUCAUUCAACUGUACAGAGCUGACAUGGUGUAGAAUUCAAAAAUCCUUAUAACGCUAUAAUCUGUGACAGUGCAUGAUCGAAUGAUCUCCUUACAAACUACAUAGGAAAACAAAAGUUUCAUUUAAAUCUAGUCAGUUUUAUGGUCAUUGGAGAGUGGACUGGAGAUCCCAGGAUGUUUGGAUAUAAUUUGGAUAUAAUAUAAUUCAAUGUCAUCUGAACAAACCAGUCUAUCAAGGCACAAAAGUGAAUUAUUACAUGGUGUUCUGUCAAGACAUGAAGGAUAGAUGCAGUAUUUUAUGUACUAUGUGUUAUGAAAUAUCUCCCCUAGUACUAAGAUUGUACAAUUUAAUAUAUCCAAACUUUUGAGGCUGUUACCAUUAAAUUUUUUUUCAUCCAUCCAUGUCCUUACAGGCAAAUUCAGUCUCUGACAUUUUUACAUCACAUUAAAUCUUUUUUUCACAUCCAGAUGAUUUUCAGGGUGUCUCACAGGUUAUUUUGGCCCAUUAUAAAAAGGAUGGAUUCCCUUUUGUAUUGCUUUCUAUGAGAUCGAAUCUGUGCCCAAAAUGGUGUCACAAAGUUUGUUGGCAGAACCCACAGUUUGACAAGUAGACAUGCUAUUUUUAAUAAACAUUAGUUUGCAGAAAAAUUGGGACAAAGCAACUAAUUGUGUCCCCUUAUAAGAUGAUAUUGCUGUCUUUCACUCGCACAUAUUUCAUACAUGCCUUUUUCUGAUUAGGGGGAAAUGCUUCUCUAAGGAUUCAGCUCACAUGGUUAAUAAAAAAGUUAUUCAGUGCAGCAGCACUAUGAGGUACUGUAAUAUGAAUGCACUGCAGCAGGAUAUGUUCCUUCCUUUAACAGUGUGUAUUUUUCCUCUAUUUGGUCCCAUGCAGUGCUUCAAUAGUUGGUGCCAUCCAUCAUUCCCUAUCAGUUUUCUCUUGAAAUGUGUGGGAACAAUCAUUCAGUUUAACGUAUGUUGUCAAAUUACAUUUUAAAAAAAUAUUAUUUGAAUUAUCAGGUAAAUAUUAUGCAGCCCUGAAAACCUCAGUUCACCCAUUCCUGAACCUCCCCCACCUUGUGCCAAAAGAGUAAGCAGCUCUGCUGGGGCUGCCGUGGUUGUAAGAAGGCCAAAGUUGGGUAAUUGCUCAUGUCAGUGAUUACUACAUUAGAUGUAUAUUUUUGUUUUCCACUCCAAAGUCGGUAGUGGUGCAGUUUUGGCAUUCCACAGCUGUUGCAUAGCUGGACCUUUCAGUGUUCCCUUUUAGCCUUAAAGCAUCACCAUUCAGUAUUUUUGAAAGGAGGAGCCAUUUGUUUAAUCCCACUCAUGCCGUUUGUGACUGAGGUCUUUAGCACCCAGGGUGUUGUUUAUUAAAGCAACCCUUCUGUCCUUACUUUGCUCCACAGGAAUGAGUGAAAAGUCGGUGAUGAAGCCUUAAUUGAUGUAUGAGUCUGAACCUUCUUGUGUUUUUUUGCGUCUUUUGGUUAUUUGGAUUUAACACUGUUAAAGCACUUUGUACAUAGAGAAUAAGGCUACUCAGAGUUAUGUAUAUUUGAGUUUAAUAUAUGUGGUUUUGAUCAACAUAGUGUGCUUGGAUUAUUGUGGCUCCCCUCAGCCCAACAUAUCACCUCUUAUCUAAGAAUACAUAGCCAACAGAUGUGAUAAUAAUGUAAGUCACAUAACAACGUGACAUAACAUUCACUUUUUGGUGUGUUUGUAAUAUGACAAGUAGUUCUUAUUUAUGAGAGAUUUGUCUUUGCUUUCAGUUACUUCUGAAUUUGUCUCAACUUAUAAUUCAAUUUUCAACAUCAGCACCACAAACAGCAUAAUAUGCAUUCUCAACUCCUAAUAACAGUAUCUGUCCAACAUUGUUCUCAUAGAUAUAUAUAUAUAUAUCUUACUAUAUAGUACAAUGUUGUACAUACAGUAUAUAUGCCCCCUCCUGGCUGGAAAAGAGGAAGUUCAGUUGUGCAUUUUUUUUUUCAUUUUCAUGUAUUCCUUACUUUGCUUAUUUAAAAUUUAGACACUAAUUUCAACUUUUUGAUUUUUUUCUUUCAAAUUAAGAACAGGAAAUAUUUGAUAAGGCUGAUAAAUUGUUUCCAGUCACAUUAUUGAUUUGACGGCACAAUGUCUGAGAUAGAAAAGGGAAAGCUUCCCUUUGACUCUGGCUAUAACCAGACCUGCACCAUCAGAAACCACAUUGUGUGUCAGACAGUCAUCCUGACAGAUAGCAGUGAAACAUAAACAGCACUGCACAUGAGAGCAUGUACCUGCCACAGGAAGAGCUAGAGAAGCUUUAAGACAGAUUCUGAUUGUGAAGAAUAUGGUACACAUCUGAAAGAAGUUUGAAAAGUGCUUCUUUUUUGCAAGUUAGGAGAGGAGAAACAGACUUUUCCACAAGGUUUACUAAGAAAUUGUAUUCACAAUAGAGGUUGGGGAAUUCCUUCAUUUAAAUAUGCAAAGUGUCAUCUUUAUAUAUAUCUAUGUACAGUACAUCAGAGCAUCAUUUUCCAUCACCUAAAACUACAAGAGUAAUUUUUCUCAAAAUGUCUGAAAAUGAAUAUUGACUUUUGUGUGUAUGUGUGUGAGAUGUGUGUUAUUGGGAUUGUGUGUGCAAGUUGCAUCACUGUUUUGGUAUUUUGUGAGUGUCCUUUCCUUUGGCUUAUUUUUAGUGCUGCUUUAACUAUUUGGUCCCAGUUUGCCAAGUCAGACUUGGACCGCAUUGCACUGUAACAUGUAGUGCUCUUCAAAACCAUCUGUUUUUUAUACAGUUGUACAUUCACUGUACAUUCAUUCUGUCUGUCUCUUGGUCAACACCAUAUAUUCACCCACUAUCCAGUCCACAUUUUCAACAUGAAAUAUGUUUGUAUAAUGAUUCAUGUAUCAGUAGACUAAUCAGUGUGCGUGUACAUAAGCCUACUGUAUGUGUAGAUACAGGAAGAGGGAGCAGAGGGUACAGUAGAGUACAAUGCAUUGGUUAGAAAUAUUCCCUUUAAUUCUUUAGUGGAGGGGGUCCAGUAGAGGGUAUGUGCAUAUGAGUAGGCUACUGUGUCAGUGCUUUUUUUAAGCUGCUGAUUCAUUUAAGUGUAAGUCCUUUCCUCUCUGCACAACUUAACAAGCUCCCUGUACAACUAUGUUGCAAAAUGUCUGUGUUUGUGUGUAUGUAAAAAUGAAGCUAAAGUGCACAUGUGCAGUAAGUGUAUGCAUGCCCUUGUGAGUAAUGGAUGGACUGUAAUCCCGCGUGAAUACGGUGAAUGAACCUGAUCAAAGAUUCUCCAGUUGUUUAACAUGUGACCAAAGUAGCCAGUUGUUUAAUCUCACGGUUCCUUCCUGUACAUUAUUUUCUAGAAAUGCUUGAAUAUUUUUUUUCUUGACACCAAGAAGCUGAUGUUUAUUUUUGUACUUCAUUGUUUCAUGCAAAUUUCUAUUUCCCUCUCCACUACAGAAUUUAAAGUGAUUGGGAUUCUACAGAAAACUGUCACUCAAUACGGUACUUUAUUUUAAGGUACAAAUUAUAACUGUAUUUAAUGUUCAAAGCAUGCCCUAAAUAUAAAUCAAGAUAAAAGCAUAGAAUACACACAAAAUGUGAUUUAUUUGUACAAAAAUGGAGCAUAUCGAAGAUUUUUAGGUUUUUAUUCAAGCAUGCAGAUUGCUGCUAAAAUUUAGUUUUGUGUUUGAUAAUUAGAGAAGAGAGAUUAUUUAGGAACAAGACUAACAAUGCGCACUUUUGCUGUUUGUCAGACAGAAUUGUACUCCUGUGAACUUUGAGGGUGGAAGAUGGUCAUUAUUUUAUUUAAAAUGCUGCUAUCAUUAGUUUCGAGCAGAUGAGCUGUUUUUUUAAAUUAACUUUAAGCCAAGUAGCAAUAAAACUUUUUACUGUGAA